Messenger RNA from Myotis daubentonii (Daubenton's bat), 2910 nucleotides. It is a transcript of the gene NLRP13, whose product is annotated as NLR family pyrin domain containing 13. Gene Ontology annotation, biological process: regulation of inflammatory response. Gene Ontology annotation, cellular component: cytoplasm. The record is from RefSeq and is a predicted model, not a curated record. NCBI's taxonomy places the organism in Eukaryota, Metazoa, Chordata, Mammalia, Chiroptera, Vespertilionidae. Gene Ontology annotation, molecular function: protein binding.
AUGAGUUCCUCCGCCGACGUGGCUGUGGACAACCGCUUGUAUGACAAGCUGCUCUCUCACCUGAGGCGUCUGGACCGGUAUCAGCUGGAGGAAUUCAAACUUGGCCUCCAGUCCCCACAGCUGCUGCCUGAGAGCUCCCAGAAGAUCCCCUGGGCCAACUUGAAGAUGGCGGACCCCACGGAUCUGCUGUGUCUGUUGAAGGAGAACUUCCCGGGAGAGCAGAUGUGGGAGGUGACCCUCCGCAUCUCUGAGGACAUGAAGCUGACUUCGCUCUGUGAGGAACUGAGAGCCCAGAUGAAUGUCCAUAGAGGAAGGUACCGAGUGAGGCUGAAGGCUCGGUUACUGGGGAUGUGGGACAAUAUCCCGUGGCCGGAAGACCACAUCUACCUUCGUAACUUCAGAGAGCAGGAGCAUGAAGAGCUGAGGCGUCUUCUGUACCCCAAGGGGUCGGGAGCCCAGCCCCGGACCAUCGUGUUGCAUGGUCCAGCAGGGGUUGGGAAGACCACCCUGGCGAUGAAGGUCGUGCUGCACUGGGCGGAGGGCUUGCUCUUCCAGCACAGCUUUGAGUACGUCUUCUAUAUCAGCUGCCACCACAUCAGAGACAUGGAAGACACCACCUUGGUUGGCCUGCUUUCCCGGGACUGGGCCGACUCUCAGAUCCCCAUCCAACACGCCAUGAAUCACCCCGAGAGGCUCCUGUUUGUCAUUGAUGGCUUUGAGGAGAUGACCUUGCCCUCCGAAGUGGACCACUGCCCGCCAUGUACAAACUGGGACCAGCGACUCCCGGCGGCCAGCAUCCUACUCCACCUGUUGAAGAAGGAACUCCUUCCCAUGGCCACCUUACUGGUCACCACCAGGGACGGUCUCAGCGAGGGCCUUAAACAACUGUUACUGCAUCCAUGGUGUCUACAAAUCACAGGGUUCACCGAGGGAGACCAGAAGGAAUAUUUCUUCAGGUACUUCAGGGACCGAAAGGAAGCCAAUAAAGUCACGCAGUGGGUCAGGAAGAACGAAGCUCUGUCCCAUGCCUGCUCUGCCCCCCUCGUGUGCUGGACCGUGUGUUCCUGCCUGAAGCGCCAGAUGGCCCGACGUCCUUCCUUCUGGCUGAACACCCAGACGACCACCAGUCUGUACGCCUACUUUUUCUCCAGCGUCUUCGAGACGGCGGAGGUGAGCUGGUCAAAGCAGUGCUGGUCAGAGCAGUGGCUGGCUCUCUGCUCUCUGGCUGCCCAUGGGAUGUGGUCUUCCAACUUCACGUUUGCCAAAGAGGACGUGGGGCAUGGGCGCCUGCGGGCACCCCUGAUCCGUUGUCUCCUCCAGCUGAACAUUCUCCGGAAGGUCAGUGACUGCGAGGACUGCCUGACCUUCACUCACCAAAGCUUCCAGGUGUUCCUGGGGGCCAUGUUCUACGUGCUCAGGGGAAAGGACGGAGCCGUUGGUGGCCUCUCGAAGCACCAAGAGAUGAGGGUGGUCCUGGAUGGUGCCUUGGUGGACGCAAACUCCUACUGGCACCAGACGGCGCUCUUCACCUUUGGUCUCUUGAACCAGGACCUCGCAAGGCAAGUGGAAGACGUGUUGCAUUGUCAGAUGUCUCCCAGGAUCAUGGACGAGUUGUUACAAUGGGCAGAAGAGCUCUCGGUGUCCGACAUGGUCCCCUACAGUUUUGAGUUGCCGCCAUUUUUUCAGUGCCUGUACGAGACGCAGGAGGAGACCUUUGUCAAGCAGGUUCUGAGCCACCUGCUGGAAGCUGACUUGGAGGUUGGCGACCUGCAGCUCCAGGCGACCUCGUUCUGUCUGAGGCACUGUCAGAGGUUAAGUAAGCUCAGGCUUUCCGUCAGCUGCCUCCUUCCGCAAACAGAGUUGACCAGCCGUAGGGACACGUCAGGGACAAGGCUUGUCAGUUCCAAGACUUGCCAGUGGCAGGACAUCUGCUCUGUGUUCCACUAUGGGAACGUGAGUGAGCUGGACCUAAGCAACAGCAAGCUGAAUGCCGCAGCGAUGAGGAAACUCUGCUACGAGCUGAGAAACCCACGGUGCAAACUCCAGAGACUGACGUGCAAAUCGAUCACCCCUGUGCGGGUGCUGAAGGAGCUGGACCUGCUUCUCCAUGGUAACAUCCGGCUGACCCAUCUGAACUUGAGCUCUAACAAACUGGGAGUUGCUUUGUCCUUGAUGCUCUUUAGAACCUUGAGGCACUCUGAGUGCAAACUCAAGUACCUGUGCCUGGAGAAGUGCAGCCUGUCAGCAGCCCGUGCAGAGGAGGUGGCCUCAGUUCUCUCCAGCACCCAGCGGACAGCACGCCUGUGCCUGGCGUUCAACCAGCUCCAGGACAAGGGGCUGCAGUGGCUGUGUGCCUCCCUCAUCCUGCCCGGCUGUGCCUUACGGAGGCUGGUGCUCUGCUCCUGUGAGCUGGGUGCGCCCAGUGGCCGGCACCUGGCUGACGCGCUCCUGCAGAACCAGGGCCUGACUCACCUGAGUCUGAGGAGGAACCGCUUGGGCGAUGAGGGGGUGCGUUCUCUGAGCGAGGCCCUGAGCCACAAGGACUGCAGCCUGCAGAACCUGGAUCUGUCAGAGUGCGCGUUCGGGGAGGAGGGCUGCUGGGUGCUGGCGGAAGCCCUGGGGUGCAAUUCCGGCCUGAAGGUGCUGGACGUCGGGGGAAACCGCAUUCAGGACGCUGGAGGGAAGCGGCUGUGCGCAGCUCUGAAACGGCCCAGCUGCACCCUGAACACACUUGGGCUGGAGAGCUGCAGUCUGACUUCGGCGUGCUGCAAGGACCUAUCCUCGGCGCUCAGCGUCAGAAAGAGCCUGGUGAACCUGAACCUCCUGGGGAAUGACCUGGGGCCCGAGGGCGUCAACACGCUGUGGAAGUCUCUGCAGAAACCCUCGUGCAAACUGCAGAAACUUGGGUAA